CAGUUCUGCCAGCAAGAACACAACAUGUCGAAGAAUUAUGAUUACCUGUUUAGACUCCUUUUAGUUGGAGAUAGCGGCGUGGGAAAAACUUGUAUCCUGGUCCGAUUUGUAGAAAACACAUUUACUUCUUCAUAUAUCUCUACAAUUGGAAUAGAUUUCAAAAUAAGAACCGUGGAGAUCGGUAAGUACAAAGGCUACAUCAGUUUAUCAUGCGCCGCGCAAAAUGUGUGAGCUCCCGUGAGUCGUGCAUGUAUAUGCGGGUCGUAUUUACCAUGAACGCUCUCAAAUAUAAAUUUUGAGUAUGAAAUAGCUCAAAAUAAGUUUAUUUUGCCCUCAAAUUCAUUAAAACUUGCGCGGAUAGAGAAAUAUCAACAGUAUAUUAUCGCAGACUUUGAAAUAAUCAAGUCCGAGCGUGUGGUUUAUAUUGUUUUGCAAUAUUUUUCCAAAUUCCCUCAUACUGAAGGAUAUACAUGCACAUACGUAGAUUGCAUGUUCAAAGCUCAAAAAUUUCGCAAAUAAUUUUUGUUUUGACAUUCGCAAUAUUUUUAGUACGAAUGCUGCUAUUCACAUCUGUAUUUUUUGUCAUGUUCCUUAUGAAAUGAUGCUGAAAUAUAUCAGAGUAUUGAAUAUUUGUGUUUGCAGGUAUAAAUUUGCACUUUUUAUAUUUUAAAUGUUUAGAUUGGCUUAAUUACUUCAAAUAAAACUGUAUCUAGUAGCUACGAAUAAAGGUUACCACAUAUACUAACAUACUGACAUGAGAAAAUUUACUUUCGAAAUUUGCGGGCUUUCGAACUAUAAAAUUUAUUGUUCCCGGUAUCACAAAUCCUACUUCCGGUCACGAGAUGAGAACCUGCGAUCCAUGUGACCGCCGCUGGGCCAAAUCCUGUUCCAAUAGACCUCUUUAAUAGCUUGUAUGUUUUGUUUCCCAAUACAGGUCAUGUGAUAAUACUCUAGAGAACUGUUUCUUUCAAAUUUCCUCUUAUUCACGUGCAUAUGUAUGCAUGAUUUAUGAAAGUUCUCCCGGGACCUCUAGAGGCUCUAUUGGGAAAACAAAACAUACAAGCUAAAGAGAGUCUAUUGUGUUUGAGGUGUUUGAAAUGGGCAUUACGUAUGUCUGUGUUUUUAAUUCUUUCUAGAUGGUAAAAAGGUCAAGCUACAGAUCUGGGAUACGGCCGGCCAGGAAAGGUAUCAUAAAAAAUAAUAAAAACCCUUGAAUGUAGAGGUCCACUCAAUGCGCAUGCGUAAAUAGGGACCUCAAGCAACGACAACGACGACAGCAGUGAGCUGCAGUGAAAACGUCGCUAAAAAAAAUGAGUUUGCGUUCUUUCAAACUUAAUCGCGUUUAUUUGGACCCGCUCAAUAUGUCAAAUGCCGGCGACUUUUCCUGGAGUUGAAUUCUUAAGGAUUCUAUUCAAGUUCAAAAAGAGGAAGGAAAAUUCGUCGUCGGAUGUCCACGUCCGCCAUUAAAAGUCAAAUUAGGAGGUUUCACGUCGUAGUCGUGCAGUGGACGUCAAAGAAAUGUACUAAAAAGCGUGCAGCGUGCACGUGCAGAGCUGUCGUUUUGAUCAUUAAACCUGUUGUUUUUUGAAGUUGUUGUCGUCGUCGUAGUUGCUCAAGGUCCUUAACAAAACUGACUAGUUCUUUCUUGCCGGCGGAUCUCUAAGGUAGAGAUGCUAAUGCCAGACAUCGCUUGAAGUGGGAAUUAAAACAAAACUUAAUGCAGGGCUGGCAAUAUGGCAAAGGGCUGAUGUAUUUGAGGCUAAUAUUUCAGCUAACAAAAUUAGCCUUCCACAGGGCCAGAGCUACAUUGAAAAAGAAUACCAUAAUGGCUCCUGAAAUUUGAAUUCAAAUUUGUUAAAUGGUUUCCGAGACUCAGUUAUGCAGAGGCCUCUAGAACCUCAUAGGAAUUGCACCUUGUUAUGCCGAUCGCCAUGCUGUGAUUCAAUACUCGAUAUCCUCUUUUUUCUAGAUUUUACACCAUCACCGCAACCUGUUAUCGCCGAGCUAUGGGGAUAAUGGUCGUCUAUGACGUCACAGCCGAGAAGUCCUACACCAGCGUGAAAACAUGGAUGGCUAAAAUAUCAGAAAAUACGAACAAAAACGUAAAGAAAGUCCUCGUUGCUAACAAGUGUGACCUUCAAGACGAACGCGCGGUAAGCAAAGAUAGAGGGGCGUCACUGGCCGAAAGUCUUGGUAUAUCGUACGUGGAAGUGAGUGCCCUGUCAAAUUCAAAUGUCGAAGAGGCGUUUAUGACCUUAGCAAAAGACAUUUUAGAAAGAGUAUUACGUUUUGGAACAGAUGAAACUGCUGCCCUUGGAGACGAAAAGAAAUCGUUAGAGGAGAAAGGUUCUUUCUGUGCAUCCUGCUAGAGAGGUCAGGUGUUGUCCUGUCAUGAUCAAAUUUGGCAGGUAUCUUGCUCGGGCUUAUUCCAGCUUUAGUUCCACAUGUUGUAAGAACGAUGUUUAAGAAUUACUCUCGGCAUUUCCUUCAACUUUAAUGAUGUAACUGUAAUGAUUGGGCCCUAUUAUUUUUCCCAGCCUGGAAACUCGGCCGUAUUUCCAUUUGUCGCUUCUCUCCGCCCGCAAUACGUCUGCGUUCGCAGGCUCUCUAAUCUCCCACGCUGACGUUUUCGGGCCUCGUCGCUGUACACGUUCCUUCCCCACAACGGAUGGGUAUGGAACGAGUGACCAAGUCCUGAGAAAGACUGCGAGGGAGGCUACAGGCUUUUCCAUUUCUUUGGUUUUGUUUAAUACUCUCUUUCCCUGCUCGUUUUCUCUCUCAAAGUUAAGACCGCCACGAUUAAUAAGAACAAGGAUACACAACGGUCAGUGGACUUACGUACGCCGCCCCAAUUUCACCGUAGUUUCAUUAUAAUAUAAAAUAACUUUAGAUAGAGUCUAAUUAAAUUGACAAGAUGACGGAUUUUUUAAGUCGUCUUGUGAAAACCAAUAGCUGGUCGUAAACUGGUGUUUGGGAUUUAAAAGAAUCGAGAACAUUAGCAAACAUUCACCUACUUACCCUGUAAAUCAGUUAAAUCAGAGAUUUUGCAAUGUUGCCCCAAGAAUUCUUGCCGGGAAAUAUUCUCAUAAUGUCUUGGUAUGAGAGCGCGCGUGAUUGGAGAACAUCCUGUUAUAUAUUUCAAUUAGAUUUACGCUGAAUUCCUGUGACUCCAAAACCCUGAUAAAAGGGAUUUCAAGUAAGCCGUGGCAGCGUCUUUAAGGAAACUUAAGCACUUGGGUAUGAAUAUCGCGUAUUAUCGCCGUUUCUUUUACUUCACCGGCUCCAACACUGCGACUUUUUAUGACGUCCUAUGCUUGAUGCUACCAUAGCUAAGAAUCGAACUUGCUUCAUACCUUAGCCUGCGUGGCAGGCGCCGCGCGAGGGGAACUCGCGAAGGGGAGAGGAGGCCUCCGCUCCGUUUCUGCCCUCGUACGCGCGCGCACGUCCUCGAAAUUUCCUCCUUCGCCCUAAAAAACCGGCGCCUACUACGCAGGCUAUUCCUACCUAGGCAUUAGCACUACAUUAUGGAGCUGCUAGUUUGUGUCUUUGAAAACGUUACAGUCAAGAAGACUU
Molecule: messenger RNA, 3573 nt
Organism: Porites lobata
Lineage: Eukaryota; Metazoa; Cnidaria; Anthozoa; Scleractinia; Poritidae
Source: the annotation of a GenBank genome assembly